AUGUGGUGAAUGCCACCUCCCCUAAGCAUACCCCUAAAGGCCUAGUUCCAUUUAUACCCCAGCGCUGGUAGCAAGCUAGCCAGAGAAAUACACAGCAAGAUGAAGCUCCUAACACUGGAUAUGGGUGCAGAUAUACCCAACACUCGCUUGGAAGAUCGACUGGAUGCUCUGGGAGCAAUUAUCAAAGACAAACGUCCAGAAUUCUUUGCUCUACAGAAUGUAAAUAACGAGACCAUCAAGAAGGUCUGUGGAACUACCUGGGGGGCUAGAUAUAAGGUCAUACAUCCCCCAUACAAGUUUGAGACCAGAAAGCAGCCGACAGUGGCCCUGUUCUCCACCUACCCACCUCAAGAUUCAGCCACUGUGGCCUUCCACGAGAACGUUACUCACAAGGUCAUGGAGAAAGGUUACUAUGUGAUGUACGACAAGCAGAAGCAAGCCCACGUCAUCAAUAUCAGUACUACCUUCCUGGAGCAACCUCUCAAAGACUCAGAAUUAAGGGAGCGACAAUUGAACGAAGUGUUCCUCUCUCUUAUUGACGAUGAGGAUGCGUUUGUGAUUGGAGAUUUCUGUCUAGAUGGGGACAUUGAUGGUGACCUCACAUUGCGAGGAGGCUGGAGGGACGCCUGGCUAUGUAUGCCCGGGAAUACUUCAGAAAAUGGAAACACUUACGACCCGGAAAAGAACCUACUAGUGAAAGAAGACCCUUUUGGGGCUGGCCGCCCAGAUCGAAUAUUCUUCAAGACAAGACGAUACAAGUUAGACUCUGUUGAAGUGGUGGGCACGAGCUCCUUCCAACCCAAGACAGGUUCUGCCAUUCAUGCCAGCAAGCACUUCGGUGUCCUGGCUCAGUUCAGUCCUUUGGACACUCUGCUACCCAGUACUAAACCAGAGAUGGUAGCCUGCGCCUUCAACCGACCUCAACUGGACUUUGCAUCAAGCAAAUAAAGGACAUUCACAGAACGUUAUAGCUGAUUGUAAAAUGUACGUAUGUGAUGUAAAAGUUUUGUAGGUGUAUGCCAUGUUAUUUUUGUAUGAAUGCCAAUCUUAUAUUUUAGUAUGCCCCAUGCAAUAUAAUUAUCUCAAAUUGUCUCUACCACUUUA
Halichondria panicea is the source of this 1104-nucleotide messenger RNA. RefSeq lists its product as uncharacterized. The record is from RefSeq and is a predicted model, not a curated record. Gene Ontology annotation, biological process: double-strand break repair. Lineage: Eukaryota; Metazoa; Porifera; Demospongiae; Suberitida; Halichondriidae. The coding region runs from base 100 to 948 and encodes 282 amino acids. Gene Ontology annotation, molecular function: 5'-tyrosyl-DNA phosphodiesterase activity; single-stranded DNA binding. Gene Ontology annotation, cellular component: PML body; cytoplasm. The transcript has a single exon.